Aspergillus niger is the source of this 615-nucleotide messenger RNA. RefSeq lists its product as hypothetical. NCBI's taxonomy places the organism in Eukaryota, Fungi, Ascomycota, Eurotiomycetes, Eurotiales, Aspergillaceae. The record is from RefSeq and is a predicted model, not a curated record. The transcript has 5 exons. The coding region runs from base 1 to 615 and encodes 204 amino acids.
AUGAGGGUGUUGGAAUUGGAGGACAAGGCAGAUAGGGACGCAGAGCUAGACCAGGCAGCCGCAGACGCACAGAAUAGCCCGCUAAGAUUCGGCCCACGAGGCUGUGGGAGUAAGAUUAAGCGCCUGAAAUCCGUUUGCAAAGCGGAUGGGAUAACAACGAAGCACGUCACCAGCGACAAAGUUGGCGAGAAAUCUAGAUUCGCUCAUGACGGCAAUCGUUCCAAGAAUAGGCCCAGUCAAGCUUUCGCUUUAACCUUCACCCCAACCCGUUACACGGAAUACCAUUACCGCUCUCACCGGCUAUCCAGAUCACCCACGGCUGGUCACGACCCUGCAUGCAGUGCAUUGAGACGGUCUUCAUACCGUCAAUACCGUAUAGAUCGAACGGAGGAUACCACAGCCGCUAAGGAAGAGUCAACUGUCCCCCACAACGCAUCAAACUGCAUAAUCCUGCCUGCCACAUUCGAGAAAUGGCCCCGCGGGAGAGGCGUUGAGAAACCCGCUGCAUCCUGUGCUGUCAGCCUGUAUUCCCUAUACAGAGUGGGGUAUUUCUACAGAGUAUCAGCCACACACAGAGUUUACUACUACCUCGGUGAUAGCGACAGCGAUUCAUAG